Messenger RNA from Laccaria bicolor S238N-H82, 3411 nucleotides. RefSeq lists its product as uncharacterized. The record is from RefSeq and is a predicted model, not a curated record. The transcript is spliced from 5 exons. Bases 1 to 3411 code for a protein of 1136 amino acids. Gene Ontology annotation, molecular function: guanyl-nucleotide exchange factor activity. NCBI's taxonomy places the organism in Eukaryota, Fungi, Basidiomycota, Agaricomycetes, Agaricales, Hydnangiaceae.
AUGAAAUCUCAGCGCGACUCACCCAGUCCCUCAGUUCACUCUCAUCAACCCCCUCUCACCCCUACUUACAUUACUCCUCGCACCGCCCCAAAGCCACCCACAUCUCCUUCACCCUUCAAACUUCCCUCCCUCUUCCGCAAGCGAACCAGGGCUGUCUCUAUCCAUUCCGCUGCUUCUACUACAACUUCCUCCAGCGACAAUCACCCCUCUCACCCUUACUCUUCCCUACACAUGCCUCCCAUCCCCGUCGUUUCUAGUCACAGCGUCCUCGACGACGACGACGAAUGUCCUGUCUGCCUCGAACCUUUGAGCUUCAGCUUCCGUCUUCCAGGUGAGAAGCCACACAUAGUCCCAGAGUGUGGCCACGCUUUGCAUGAGGCAUGCUUCACCGCUGUUUAUGGCCCACCCCCCAGCCAAGGGCGCGCGCUUCCUCGCAAAUCCAAUCUCGGUGUCUGCGGUGUAUGCAGGCGGCCCAUGAAGGUCGGCGAUGGAGAUGGAGGGAAAUCAAAUAAUCGCCGAUCAGAACUUGCUGCGCUUACGGGGAUGGGUGACAGUCGAGCCGCCCCAAUGUACCCAGGACGCGAUACACCCACCAGUCGUGCUCGCCAACCUGCUCCCAGUCCUUACGAUCCUAACGAAGACGAUCCCUUGGACCACACUGGUUCAGUAAAAUCUACACCCCAAAAUGAUCACUCUCAAUACAUUGUCACUCCUUCAAUCCAAGUUCGUCCAGAGUUUUCGUCGCUAACUCGGACGACCGACGUCAGCCAACCUUUAACCUGCAUUAUCGUCAUCGAGCUACCCGGGAAACGUGCUGCCAACACCGUUCCUGGCCCUGUACUGCCCGAUAACUUCAGUUCUAGAAAUGGACAAUCAAGCCACGUGCGACAAACCAACUCUGGACACUCUAGCCCGCGCCCAGAUAGCAUUCCCCGACAUCGCCAAGAUUCCUCUCCUCGCGACUAUCAAAAUCACCAAUUGGCCCCAUCUCACGAUACCAAUCAAUUGGGUGGCUCUCAAAGUCAUGAUUCACAACAAUCCUAUUUCCCCCCCAACACUCUCAUCCAUUCUGAAGAGAAUUCGCCGUUCAGCUCAAUUACAGAAGACCUUCGAAAUCGCAUCAUAGACUGGAAAGGCCACCCACUUUCGGACCUUGGUCCUCUCCAAAUGUACGAUUUGCUGUCGGUCCGGCGAGACUCUGCCAUACGGGAGUUUUACGUUUAUUUGUUUAAAGAGGCCAUUAUCUGUGUUUCUGAAGAGAAGAAACGCGGACUAGGUCGUCUCCUCUCCAAUGCGUCUGGUCUGAGUGAUGUAGGCUCAAUGGCAUCAAGUGGCCAAUCGAAAGGUGUUUUGCGCCUCAAGGGACGCAUUUACGUUCGACAUAUCAAAAAUGUCACUGCUACUUCCGCCGCUGGAGAAAUGAGCCUCACCAUCGACAUGGAGGACGAGCUUGCCUCGUUUAUUCUUAUCUUCAAAGAACGAUCUUCAUUGGAGUCAUGGAAGACCAAUAUUCAAGCCUUGGUCAACAUGUUUCAGAUGCAAAAUGGUAUUCCUCCUCCAGCACAACAGCCACAACGACCUUUGGACAUGGAGGAGUUUGGAGGGAGCGCCAAGGCAAUGAGAAUGUUGAGCGGCAGUACCCAAACGACGGUUAGUACUGUGGAUAGUUUGCUCAAUGGGUCUUCAAGAUCGACGCUCUCCUCCUCCACUUCGCACGGCUCAAUGAUGCCUUCCCGAACUCAGAUUUACAACAACAAACUCACUACCCUAGGCGAAGACGACGAGUUGAGCUCAUACGAAUCGUCAACUAAUCUGGUGUCACCGUACACAUCCAGUGGGCCGUCCAACUCACUCACACCACUCCCGCAUCCACCUGUGGAUUUGAUACUAAUAAUAUCCCUCCCACCUCCCUCUGCGGUGCCAAGCACGGCUCAACUCAAAAUUCGAGUGAUCAAAACAACGCUUGAUUUCCUUGUAGCCUCCCUCGCCAAGAAAGAUCGGCUGAGUCUUGUGACUUUCGAAGUCGGUAAUGCAGGUCGAGUGAGGAAGACUCCUUUCUUGAACCUUGGCAAGGCACAGAGCCGUCAGCGGCUUGACAAGUUUAUUGAUGAGCUUGGACUCCGGUUGGAGGAGAAUCAGGAUGAGUUUUUGGUUAGGGGUUCAAAAGACGAGAAGACGGAUGUUGUGACGGCUGUUAACCAUGGUCUGGAUGUCGUUCUGCAGAGAAAGGCUCGUAACCCGAUUUCGGGCAUGAUUUUGGUCAGCGACGCCUCGGACAGCACGCGUCGCGCACAAAUGGACCUGGUUCUUGCUCGCGCAGAGGCUGCCAACGUCCCUAUCCACUCCUUUGGCUACGGGCGGUCACAUGACCCCGCUUCGCUGUGGCUCAUGUCCAAUCACACGAGCGGAACGUAUACAUUCGUCAAGGACUGGUAUGAUCUUAGGGAUUGUGUCGCGGGCUGUGUUGGUGGGAUGAUGUCCAUUGGGCUCCUCAACAUGAAGCUCCACAUGAAAAUCGUCGAUGGCCGUCGCUUCAGGAUACGCAAGGUUUCGGGAGGACCGUCUUCUAUCCUGGCUUCUGAUGGGCAGAAUGUCGAUGUGGACAUUGGCGAACUUCGAUAUGGAGAACGCAAGGAAAUGCUUAUUGAACUCGAGCUCGACAAUACGGAUGCACAGAAGAUGUCACAGAUGCGGAAUAACCAAGAACGCGCGAUGAAUGCGACGGAUCAGUUCGUGCAGAGUAUGGGUCUUGAUGCGCUUGCUAUCGACGAUGCGGACUUUACUGAUGGUAUGAUGGAUCGGAUGAUUGACGAAGUGCCUGUGGUCGAGGUUGACGGAUCGUUCUUUGAUCCUAGUGCUUCCAAGCAUGUAUCACGGUUAGCUCACCCUGUUCUCCUCACCAUCACUCUCCUCCCUAUGUCAACCUCCUCACCCCGGCCUCCGUCUACCGUCUCGGACCCUGUCAUUGUCCGUCGGCGAAUGGAGCUUCUCGCGUCUGAUAUGAUUACGAGAGCCUUGGUUCUUGUAUCAAGACGCAACUUCCCACAAGCUCAGAAAAUUAUGGGCGAGACGAAGCGGAUUUUGCACACGGUUCUUCAGACGAUAUCGCGGUCGUUACCGCCGCCGAAUAAUGGUAGUGGAUCUGUGCGUAACCGCAAGGAGAUUUUGACGCUCUCUGCUGUGCGUGCGAUGCAAUCCAUCCUUCAGGAUUUGCAGAUCCUUUCGGAGGCGUUGGAAGAUAAUGUUGAACUUUUUGCACAUGAUCAAAGGAAUUUUGGUGCUCAACAGGCGAUGAUCCUCCGUGAUCAAAAGAGCUGGAGUGGUAGAAGUGCGACUGAGCGUCUAUUCUGGACGACAGAUAACUCGAUUGAGCUGGUCUCGCGAAGUAAUGACUGGGUUGCACGAGAGUGA